CGUGAUAUAGCGCAGCAGUCGGUUUGUAUCCAUAGCCAACUCUAUCCUAUCCAAGUCAAGGUUUGUGGGAUGUUUAAACCUACUAGUCUACUUUCUAAUACCGUUUUGGUGAGCUUUCAACUGGAAGCAACAGCUAAUUAUAGCGAGAGUAGUUUACUGCAAGAAGCUUCAGUUUCGCGGUGUUGGUCGGGCUACUCAUUAUAGGAAUUAACGAAGAAGACGCAAGACGCUCCUUAGAUUUCACAAACGCAUAAAGGAGAACAUCUUUAUUUUUCCUUGCCUGAAAGGAAGACUUGUAUUUGUAGACUAACGCCUACUAAUAGAAGACAGCCUCCAUCGCAGUGUUUCGGGAAGUUUGGGUUGUAAAUACGCCUGUGGGUCAUUUAUUUAGGCUAAGAUUUACCAGUGGGAUUGGAGUGUAUUUCCUCUCUUCCUUUUCAAUGCUUUGUGAGAACGGGUGGUCGUCUACCGUAAAAACGUAAGGCUAUUGAUAACGGAGAUAAGUGAAGAGUGCGCUCCCACGCCUGCCCUGACCUUUAGAUGCCGGGCAUAAACUCCACCGCCGCCCCUCACUAUGAGUCAGGCUGGGAGAUGGAGUACGACCACUAUCAACAUUACUUCUACGACGACCACGAUCCGGAUGAGGAUUUCUUUAAAUCCACUGCGCCCAGCGAGGACAUAUGGAAGAAAUUCGAGCUAGUACCGACCCCGCCCAUGUCCCCUAUCCGGACAUUAGAGGGGGCAGCCGGGGUCGGGAUGGUCUGCCCUUCGCUGGGGGACAAACUCGAGUGGGUGUCCCAGUUUUUGGGUCAAGAGGACGACCAGGAUGUGCCGUAUAAAUUCAGUUCCGCCUACGAGGCUUUGGGGAACCUGAGCUCCAUUAUCAUCCAGGACUGCAUGUGGAGCAGCUUCUCCGCGGGCAAACAGCUGGAGAAAGUUGUCGGGGAGCGACAUGCUUCCUGUCCCGGGUCGGGGCCGACCAAACCGGCCCUGCAGCAGGUGGGAGCUGGCAUCAACACCACCGGGAGGGCGCAGUGUGUGACGAUACCCAUGGACGUUCCGGUUCUCAGUAGCUUGGCAACGGAUUGCGUGGACCCGGGUGCUGUUCUCACCUUCCCCCUGGCUGGGGGACCGUUCAAGAAACCUGCGGUGUCCUCCGGUUCGGAAUCCCCCACAGACUCAUCAGAUGAUGAAUCUAGUGAUGAUGAGGACGAAGAGGAGAUUGAUGUGGUGACUGUGGAACACAAGCAGUACAAGCCCCGGCGGCUGUCCAACGGCAGGCUGAACGGGCGGACGCCGGUGACCAUCACGGUCGGCGCGGACCCUGUGGACCCGUGUAUGAAACACUUCCACAUCUCUAUCCACCAACAGCAGCAUAACUACGCAGCGCCUUCCCCGGACACACACAAACAUCCCGAGCCCCCCAGGAAGAGAGUCCGACACGAGCCCCUAAAAUCUUCUCAUAACUUCUCAAACUCACCUCACCCCAAGCCACACCCAGGCCCCGCCUCAACCAAUCAGAACCCUGAGAGCAAACCACCUCACGUCGCAGUGGCAACGGCCGGUUCGGAGUCACCUGACGCCAACACACUCAUCCUUGCCUCCUCCCCCUCGAACUCUCCCCCAUCCUCCUCCCACCACCACCUCUCCUUGAGGUCCUGCUCCCACCCCUGCAGCCCCCAGUCCUCCGACUGUGAGGACACGGACAAACGCAAGACUCACAACUUCCUGGAACGUAAACGGCGCAAUGACCUGCGCUCUCGUUUCCUGGCGCUGCGGGACAACAUCCCUGGCUUGGCAGAGUUCCCCAAGACACCCAAGGUGGCCAUCCUGACACGUGCCACUGAGUACCUGGCGCAGCUGCAUUCUAGCGAGCGCCAGCGGGCACAGGAGAAACGUCAGCUGAAGGCCAGGCAACAGCAGCUUCUCCGCAGGUUGGCACAGCUCAAACAAUGCCCCUGAACUCACUGACUGGCUGGCUGGCAAAGCUCAAACAACAUCCCUGAACUGACUGGCAUACUGACUGGCAGCGACCUCUAGUCGACAGAAACCAGGACUCUCAUUAACUGGCAGGGAGAGCAGCCCAAGUAGUAUGCUUUGCUGAACCCUAUAUUAUAAACCAGGACUGAGUCAAAACCAGGGACGGAUCUAAACCCUAUAUUAUAAACCAGGACGGAGUCAAAACCAGGGACGGAUCUGAACCCUAUAUUAUUAAACCAGGACGGAGUCAAAACCAGGGACGGAUCUGAACCCUAUAUUAUUAAACCAGGACGGAGUCAAAACCAGGGACGGAUCUAAACCCUAUAUUAUAAACCAGGACUGAAUCAAAACCAGGGACGGAUUUGAGAGGAUUUUCUUGCUCUCGUUGGCCCAAUCCCAAAUGGAUCCCUUUGCCCCUAUUCGUAGGAAAGCGGUUCAAGAUCUGCAAGGACACCAACGAUCAAGGGAAAAGACAUAGUGGGUUUAGUGUUGGGAUGGGGUUGUGAACUCCCAGACACACACACACACACACACACACACACAGGAUGAGAUUAAGGAGCAAAGACACGAACGGUCACUUUGUGGGGUGGGGAAGUGGGUUAUAAUGUGGUGUUAGGGUUCUGUUGUUUUGCACAUUUGCUUCAGAGUGAUUGACAGAGCAAUCAUCUCGUCAGGAAGGACAGUAACCUGAUGUCACGUGAUCAUAGUUUUGUUAUUGUGGGGGGGGUUCUGGGUUGGCAUUUUAUCUCUCUGUUAUAUCUACCAAAUUAAUAAAGUAUGUAACUAUUUUAAUGUUAAGUCAUGUUUCCCGAUUUGGAAGAUUAUUUGUUAAUGAGAAGUUAUCAUGCCACGUCGGCGGUGUGAGAUUUGAUUGUAUGCAUGUGUAAAGAAGAUGAUCCGUCGCUACAGCAACAACGGCUCAGAUGGAGUUGAUGUUGACAUGAGAACAUCUUGGAAAAAUAGUCCUAAACUAAAUACAUUUUUGAUCAACUCUGAAACUCAAUAUCUUUAUACUUUCAGUGCCAUUUUUGAAACCAGUCAGUGACUAAUGGAUUUUUCUUUUUUCUUCUUCUAAUGAUCAAAAUGUUAGCCAUUGCAAAACAAUGGACGUUCAUUUGAAACGGACAGGAAAUGCAACAUCUGCUUGUCCAUGUUAACGUUGCCCCUAUAAUAUUUGCCAACCUUUUCUUUCCUGUUAUUGUCUUAAGACUGUAUGGUAUAUGAGUGGAUCCAUCGAUUUUUGUGCAUUAUGUUCAGAUCAGCCUGUGUUUUGUGUGUUACAUACGAGUAUCCUUCUAUAGAGUCCCUAAUGAACCAAAACCAGAGCUUUUAGAUUUAAUUGUAUUUUCUUUCCUGUUUCCUGUCACUGGCUUAACUCAAAUUUCAAAAUGCUUAUUAUUUUUGUUGUUGUUAGUAAAAAGAAAAAAAAAGGUGAAGUAAAUAAACAUUUAAAUAAUAGCACGAUUGAAACAUUACUUUGAUCACUUUGUGACGCUGUUCUCAAUGCCCUUUUUUUCUUUACCGUUAUAAUUUAGUUUUUUUUGUUGAUUUUGUACAAAAGGUCUUGAGUUUUGUACUAUAUUUUCCUACAGAGUGUUGUUGUUGUGAGCUGACGUGGUUGGUAUGGCUGUUCUGUGCUGCCCCUCACUCUCUCUCACCCCCCUCCCGGUCUCUCUCACCCCCCUCCCGGUCUCUCUCACCCCCCUCCCGGUCUCCUCUCUCACCCCCCCUCCCGGUCUCUCUCACCCUUCCCUGCUCAAACUAAUCACUAUCUAGCCAGCACUUUCUAAAAUCUCACAAUAGGGCACCUAAGAGGAUGUAGUUCUUAAAGGCCUUGGCUGGUCUGUGCGUAGCCUGAAGUGAACCCACUGUCUCAGCCCCUCCUUCCCCCCAGGGAACCCACUGUCUCAGCCCCAUCUUCCCCCCCAGGGAACCCACUGUCUCAGCCCCUCCUUCCCCACAGGGAACCCACUGUCUCAGCCCCUCCUUCCCCCCCAGGGAACCCACUGUCUCAGCCCCUCCUUCCCCCCCAGGGAACCCACUGUCUCAGCCCUAUCCUCCCUCCCCUCACCCCCAGUGAACCCACUCUCAGCCCUAUCCUCCCUCCCUCACCCCCAGUGAACCCACUGUCUUAGCCCUAUCCUCCCUCCCUCACCCCCAGUGAACCCACUGUCUCAGCCCUAUCCUCACCCCUAGUGAACCCACUGUCGCAGCCCUAUCCUCCCUCCCUCACCCCCAGUGAACCCACUGUCUCAGCUCCUCCCACCAGCUGUAUCACAGCAUGUUAGUUAACUCUGGGGGUGAUUAGUUGAAGCCAUAGCAACAGAGAAGCUCUGAAACUAUGGUUGCGUGCCAAAUGGUUCCCUAUAUAGUAAUCCACUACUGACUAGAACCCUAUGGGCCCUAAUCCAUUUAUAGUGCACCCCCCCCCCCCCCAAGAACUCUAUGGGCCCUGGUACAAAAAAAAUAUUGUACAAUGUAGGGAAUAGGGUGCCAUAGGAGAUGAGCACUCAUCCUGUAGUGUAACAGACUUGAUGAUGUAUUUUUAAUAUAACCUACUCGGUGGCCUGUCAUCAUCCUUGUUACCGAGAGAGAGAGAGAUCUCAGGAUUACCUCGUAGGAGCGCUGAUCUAGGAUCAGUUUUGGCAUAUAGAUACAACAAUAAUAAAAAGAUUAGAAAUGGACAGAUCCUAGAUCAGCACUCCUACUCUCAGAUGCGUUGUGGAUAUGGGCCCAGGGAGCGAGAGGAUUAGAUUGGGUGGCAACUGUUUUUUUUGGGCAGCCUGGUUUCAGAAGGUGAGCCGCUACUAAUGUUAACCUUGAAAGCUUGGAUUACUCCCUCUGCCUCCCACAGAGUAGCGAGGGCGAGCGUAGAGCGGAACGAUGGAGAGGGUGAGAUAGUAGGGGAAAGGGCAGUUGGAAGAGAGAGAGAGACUAGGAAGGAAGGGAGAGCAAAACUAGAGUAUCUCUUCACUUUCACUACUUUCUUCAUCUGUUCUUUCAGCACAUACCACCAGUAGCCUGUAUAUAUAUCUCUUGUAACGCAAGGUCUAUUAGCGCCGCCUCAGGAUUGGCUGUAGCCCAUUGUAGUUUUAAUUUGUCACUGGUCUCUGUGUGUUAGACACAGUCAUUUUGGCAGUGGGCCAUACUACGUUUCACUCUGGGAAUUCUAAUAUGGUGGCAGGCAGCCUUGUCUCAAGCACUUUGUUUUCAGUACCUCAAGCCUAUAUGUACAGGGAGAAUCAGACCAAUGUAAUAAAUGCAAAACAUUA
Oncorhynchus kisutch (coho salmon) is the source of this 5252-nucleotide messenger RNA. Its product is annotated as protein L-Myc-1b-like. Gene Ontology annotation, molecular function: DNA-binding transcription factor activity; protein dimerization activity. Bases 541 to 1962 code for a protein of 473 amino acids. The record is from RefSeq and is a predicted model, not a curated record. Lineage: Eukaryota; Metazoa; Chordata; Actinopteri; Salmoniformes; Salmonidae. The transcript has 3 exons. Gene Ontology annotation, biological process: regulation of DNA-templated transcription.